AUGCUCCAAAUUCCGCGGUACGUGCUCGAAAAACUGCGGUGUUCCGCGUGCGGCGGCUACUUGAACACCAAGCCGCUCAUGGUGCGAGCCGACGACCAGCAGCAAAUGUGCGGCAAGUGCUACAGAUUGUUGCCCGCCGAGGAGAAGGAAAAGUACGCGAGACAGGCGGGAUUGGAGAGCGUCGCCGAGAUCAUCCAGUUUCCGUGCAGGUACAAUUCGCAGGGGUGCGGCUACAGGUACACGUGGUGCGACGAGAAAGAUCACGAGGCGAAUUGUCCCUAUCGAAGUCUAAUUACGUUUCCGAGCGAUGGGAGCGUUAAUAAAUCGAAUCGUGUCAGUAACGAGUUGUUUUGCGAGUCGGAUCAGAUAAGAGCUAGUUUGUACUACGAGAUAAAAGAUAGGACGUAUACUAACGAAACGAAAACGUUCGAUUAUACAAUGAAAUUAAAAGGUAAUUGCGAUAAAAUGUUGUGUAUCAAAAACACCAACAACAGUGAUGAAUUGAACGAUAUCGAAAUAAACUUAAACGGGACUCUACUCAUUGGAAACAAACCCGAAUUGGUAUUUUCGAAUAUCACUGUCAAACCAAUACAAUACACGAAUUUAUACGAAUCGAUAACUGAAUACGAUCGAAGGUGCUAUCAUUGCACCGACAGCUGCGAUACAUGCAACCAAAAAGACUCCAAAUCUCUAUGCAAAAAUUACUCCAAGGGCUGCAAGGAAACUUUGCAAUUCGACAACGCCCAUCGACACGAAAUCAACUGCGAGUACAACGAUUACAAAUGCAUCUUGGAGCCGUGCAAUUUGAUCACCUCGCUGCCUCUUAUCAAGCAGCACAUCAAAACCGACCAUCCCGAUGCCAUAUUAUCCAACGAAGCCAACAAAACAUUCGGCAACAAAGAUGAGACUUUCGUGAUAUACUCCUAUGGCAACAUAUUCAAAUGCUUCUAUUACUAUUUCAAGACUUUCGUGGAGUUUCACGUGAUGCUUGUAGGCUCCAGCGACGAGGCCUCCAAUUACUCCUUCGAGGUGAAGGUGAAUUUAGACAGUGGUGUAGUGUCGAAGAAAUCUAAAUGCUCUACGUGGAAUGACGCGAUGCUGGAAAAAGGCGUCACGUUCGAUAAGAAAGAGCUGCUGGGUGAUAAUGAAAAGAAACUGAACAGCAGAUCUGCAUCGGACUUCCAUAACAUCAUUCCGCUCGAAACAAAUGGAUCCGAAAGUCGUUCCAUUUUCUGA
Molecule: messenger RNA, 1236 nt
Organism: Phyllotreta striolata
Lineage: Eukaryota; Metazoa; Arthropoda; Insecta; Coleoptera; Chrysomelidae
Source: the annotation of a GenBank genome assembly